AUGUUUAACUUGGAAGAUUCGCAAAAUCGUGAAACUUUAAUUUUUCCAUUAAUUCAAGCCCAACUUAUUGAGCAUGAAGACAAUUAUAUUAUUGAAGAUAGCGAUAAUAAACAAGAUAUAUAUGAGUCAGAAUUGGCAUAUUUGUAUAAAGUCUUAGACAAGAAGAAUCCCGUACCAAGUCAAAAAGACAUUUAUGGCUAA
Molecule: messenger RNA, 201 nt
Organism: Racocetra fulgida
Lineage: Eukaryota; Fungi; Glomeromycota; Glomeromycetes; Diversisporales; Gigasporaceae
Source: the annotation of a GenBank genome assembly